AUGCGCCGACACCAUGGACGAGCCCUUUCUCCCUAUCAUGGACGGACUGCGACCCCUCCCUCCGCCGAAGUGUCGUUGGUCCGCAGUUUUGACUCCCAGGUCAAUCCAUCACGACCUGUCAGGCAAUCUCCUUUAGCGACGUCUCAGAUUCAGGGCAUGCCAUUGGAUUUGAUCAACCGCAUUCGCUCUUUCCCUCUGUUUCAAUCGACUUCCGACAACUUCCUCGUCGACAUUGGUCUCCUCCUCAAACCCCAACUUCAUAACUCCAACGACUACAUCAUCACCGAAGGCGAGGAUGCAAAAGCAAUGUAUUGGCUGGUAAGAGGUGCUGUCGCGGUCACGUCGCGUGAUGGAGAGAGUACCUAUGCGGAGUUGAAGCCCGGCGCAUUCUUUGGGGAAAUCGGGAUCCUGAUGGAACGGCCUCGCACAGCCACCGUCGUCGCGCGGACGAGGUGUCUCGUGCUGGUUCUGAAGAAGGAGGAUCUGCAAAAGAUACUACCGAAAUACCCCGACGUGGAACAAGCGAUCCGGGACGAGGCGUUGGAAAGAUUGACACAAUUGGAGAAGAAGAAGCGACAGGUGGUACUCGGCACGGAGGAUCUGCCGCCUAACGGAAGGAGAGGCUCCAAGAGGCGAGCGUCCUUUGAAGAGGAUGUUUCCAUGGCCGAUGGUGAUCACAGUGCCUCCAGCUCAAGCAAGAGGCGAAAGUCUCCAAGCCCAGGAACGAACGAAGUCUCCACGGCCAGUGCAUUGGGGCAUGGACUCGUCAACAUUAGGGCAACCCUGAAAGAGUUCCCGUUGUUUGCCUCUCUGCCGGCCGAGAUCCUCCACUUCCUGGGCCUUAAUGCGCAACCGAGAAGCUUUCCGCCGUUUACGGACAUCGUGAAGCAAGACACGCGGGGCCGGGAGAUAUAUUUCAUCGUCCGAGGUGAGGUGGAAGUCCUGGAUGAGAGACCUGUAACAACCCCAAAGGUCCACACGUCCAAAGGGCCAAAUGGAAUACAAACGACACCACGGGUUAAGGCGCGCCUCAGACCUGGACAAUACUUUGGGGAAGUUGUGAGUUUAUCUCUGGCUGAUCGCCGGACUGCGACUGUUCGUUCCGUCACACAGGUCGAAUGUCUCAUGAUCUCCGAGAACGUGCUGGCAGAAUUCUGGAGUCGAUGUCCUCCCGAGAUAGUGCGGCAAAUCGAAAAGACGGCGAAAGAACGAUUACGGACGGCCUCAGAGAACGACGUUAUCAUGAAUGAUGCCGAAGCCGAGCCUAACAUCCACCAACUAGCGAUCGGCGACUCCAAAGACAAGCUCCUCAAGAAAGGCGGAUAUGCUCCCCGUGUUACCUUUACUGAUGCAGAGAUCAGCACCCCCCUUCAGCCUGUUCAGACGGACGAGCAGAGUCCUGUCGAGCCUCUGGACCCCGACCCAUUCCUGGACGAAGGUCUGGAAAAGGUCAAGUCACGCUCGCGAAGAGGUUCACUUGCUCCGCCUUCACCAGGCGAGCAAGCAAAAGAGCACAAGCGCCGCUCUCCCCGGUCUUCUCCCACCGCAACAAACAGCCCAUCGCCUCGAAGUCCAGUGUCUGCGGCUCCAUCGCCGACGUUUGAGCACAAGGGCUCCUCUUUCCCCUUUUCCGACCCUUUCUCGUUGGGCGAUCGAUUGAAGUCUCGGGCGAGACCCGGUCUUGGUUUCAAUCGAGGCACUAUUCCUGACACUGUGUUACCAUGGAUUUUUGAACACCUCGAACUUCACGAAUUAAUGCGCCUGCAAGCGGUGUCCUUGCAUUGGCAAAAUGUCCUGACCGCCGCGCCCAAUCUGUUCCGUCGCCUCGAUCUGUCCCGUUACAACCAAAAAGUUACCGACGAUGUUCUCAUCAACCGGAUUUGUCCUUUUGUGGGUGAUCGGCCACGUUUUGUCGACAUCAGCAAUUGUUUCCACAUCACAGAUGCUGGUUUCACGGCUCUGGUGAACACAUGUGGUUCUAACGUUGAAUCAUGGCGCAUGAAGAGUGUCUGGGACGUCACCGCUCCGGCGAUACUGGAAAUGGCCAACAAAGCACGCCGGUUGAAAGAGAUCGACCUCAGCAAUUGCCGUAAAGUCAGCGACACCUUAUUGGCGAGAAUAGUUGGCUGGGUAGUUCCAGCAUAUCCGCAGGCGCCACCAAAUCGACCAAAGCUGACCAUGCGUCCAGCCAUCAACAGCAAAGUCGUUGCCCCUGUGCAACAACCGCCUCCAGGGAGCGUUGUCGGCUGUCCCGAACUGUCGUCCAUCACCCUAAGCUACUGUAAACACGUGACGGAUCGGACCAUGGCUCAUAUUGCGACACACGCACACAAGCGGAUCGAGUCGAUGGAUCUGACACGGUGUACGACCAUCACUGACGCUGGGUUCCAAUUCUGGGGGAACGUCAAAUUCGAACGGUUGAGGAAGCUUUGUCUGGCCGAUUGCACCUAUCUCAGUGAUCAAAGUAUCGUGUGGCUGGUCAACGGGGCUGGCAGUGGUUUGAGACAACUUGACCUGUCCUUCUGUUGUGCCCUUUCAGAUACAGCAACAGAAGUCCUGGCACUUGGUUGUCCGAACCUCACUCACCUCAACCUUUCGUUUUGCGGCAGUGCGGUGUCCGACCCAAGCUUGCGGUCGAUCGGCCUUCACUUGACUUCGCUGACCGAACUGGCGGUACGAGGCUGCGUUCGAGUGACAGGUCUCGGUGUGCAGAGCGUCGUCGAGGGAUGUCAGAAACUCAAGCUCCUCGACGUGAGCCAGUGCAAGAACCUCCAGCCGUGGCUUGUUUCCGGCGGUAUUGAGCGAUGGCGCGCAACCGGUCGAGACGUGGAGUUUGUCGUUGUCAGUUGCGGCACGAAACGGGUGCGAUAG
Molecule: messenger RNA, 2871 nt
Organism: Capronia coronata CBS 617.96
Lineage: Eukaryota; Fungi; Ascomycota; Eurotiomycetes; Chaetothyriales; Herpotrichiellaceae
Exons: 2
Coding region: 1-2871 (956 amino acids)
Molecular function (GO): protein-containing complex binding; protein binding
Source: RefSeq, a predicted model, not a curated record